UUCCAUAAGGUCAGGGGAGUGCAGGUGUUGAGGCACUCACACAAACUGGAAAUACGCAUCACAGGCAAGAUGACGGCUUUGCUUGGUAGUUAUAGUGUCCCUUUUCUUGGACUAAGCAUCUUCAUCGCUGGCUUGACUUAUGUCACCUACAAACUGCUACGUAGCUACCUUCAAAUAUGGUUUCAGUUGAAGCCUGUUCCAGGUUUGGAGGGAACAUAUCCCUUCAUUGGGAAUGCACUGAUGCUUAAAACCAAUUCCGGAGAUUUCUUUCGUCAAAUUGUGGAAUUUACUGAAGCCUUCAAAGAUGCACCGUUGUUCAAAAUCUGGAUUGGACCAGUUCCAUUUUUGAUUCUUUUUCAUAGUGAAACUGUUGAGAAAAUUUUGAGUAACCCAAUUCACCUGGACAAGGCUUUUGCAUACACAUUUCUUCAUCCAUGGCUUGGAACCGGUCUGCUAACCAGCACUGGCCGAAAGUGGCGUCAGAGGAGGAAAAUACUGACGCCAACCUUCCACUUUUCCAUUCUGGCGGACUUCUUGGAAGUGAUGAACGAGCAGGCGGAGAUUCUGGUGGAAAGGUUGGACAAGAUGGCCGGGAAGGGUCCUUUCAACUGCUUCAAUCAUGUCACUCUCUGUGCACUAGAUAUCAUAUGUGAAACUGCAAUGGGAAAGAAGAUCUACGCACAGAGUAAUUCAGAUUCAGAGUAUGUAAAGAGUGUUUACAGAAUGAGUGAUAUUGUGAGUCGUAGGCAGAGGACACCUUGGUUUUGGCCGAACUUUUUGUAUUACAACUUUGGGGCUGGCAAUGAGCAUGACAAAACACUCAAAGUCCUCCAUUCCUUCACAAAGAAAGUGAUAAAUGAAAGGUCCGAGAACCUGUCCUACAUUGAAACUGACAGUGAUUCUGACCAAAUCAUACGAAAACGACACGCCUUUCUGGACAUGCUUCUGAAAACCACAGAUGAAGAAGGCAAUAACUUGACCCAUGAGGACAUUCAGGAGGAAGUGGACACCUUCAUGUUUGAGGGUCAUGAUACUACAGCUGCUUCUAUGAACUGGGCCCUGCAUCUGAUGGGCUCCCAUCCUGAGGUCCAGAAAAAAGUCCAUCAAGAGCUACAGGAGGUCUUCGGUGAAUCUGACCGACCAAUCAACACAGAGGACCUAAAGAAACUCAAAUAUCUGGAGUGUGUGAUCAAAGAGGCUCUGCGACUGUUUCCCUCCGUGCCUUUCUUUGCCCGAAGCCUCUGUGACGACUGCCAUAUCAAGGGUUUCAACAUUCCCAAAGGCACAAACGUUAUCAUAAUCACCUACGCUCUCCAUCGUGACCCACGAUACUUCCCUGAGCCUGAGGAGUUCAGGCCUGACCGUUUUCUGCCCGAGAAUUCAGCUGGAAGGCCUCCAUAUGCCUACGUCCCUUUCUCUGCUGGACUCCGCAACUGUAUAGGUCAGCGCUUUGCUCUAAUGGAGGAAAAGGUGGUUCUGGCAUCCAUUCUGCGUAACUUCAGUGUCGAAGCCUGUCAGGGACGUGAAGACCUUCGUCCAGUAGGAGAGCUAAUCCUGCGUCCAGAACAGGGCAUUACAAUCAAACUGGAAAAGAGGUCAUCUAAGAAAUCAAACUAGAGCCUGUUCCAGUGUACUGAGGGCUUUUCCCAUUAUUGUAUCCAAACAAAAGUCCAAAAACCCUAGAGUUUGAUUUUUUUUUUUUACUAUGCUGGACUCAUCCAUUCUGAACCCAUUUGAUUUAAUCCUGUUUAGAGUUUAAGGUGAUAGGUUAGUCUCUGCACUCACAGGACAUUUUAAACUUGAUUUAUGUCAUGAAAGGCUCUGAACACAGACCCAAGCAAGGAUAUCUUUGUUUACAUCACUGUGACAUCACCAAGGGUUAUUUGCUCAGACCUGAUAGGUUCUUGAAGAGAAGGUACAUUCAGAUUAAUGAUUAUCAUGACGAAUACAUCUUUUCUGUCUCAGUCAUAAGGAGGCUGGAAGCAUCCACUGUUAAGAAAAAGUAAUCAUGCUAUGACACACUUACAAAUGGCCCCAUUCAUUAUGUUACCGAGUGAUUUAGCUGGCGUGCCUGCAAGAGUCAUUGUCCAACACCACAAUAACUUCAAUUAUGGUGAAUUGUAUUAUUUUUCCAAUGCUAUUAUUUGAAUUAUUGAACAUAUCCCUAAUCGAUGGCUUGAAAGAGCUGAGGUGCCUCAGCUCCAAAUGAAGCAGAAAGAGUCCAUUCAUCUGAGUUUCCAUAAUAAAUGGCACAGAUGAAGGAGCUUUAGUGUGUGUCCUUUCCUGGGCAUUCUACUGUUAUGUGCUGAUAGUAAAUCUUUAUGAAAUCAGUCGUACAUUAAAUGUCUUUAAAUACUUUAUUAAGUAUUAAAUGGGCAGUAUUAAGAUAUCUUACAAUAUAACAGUGUUGAUCUGUGUAUCCAUUUUGCUGAGAAUUUCUGCUCAUUUUCCUAAUAAAAGAUGCUUGCUCUUUGUUGCACAGAGGGUGUACAAACAAUUCAAUCCAUUAGCCAGCUAAAAUGGCCUUACCACUGCCUGUUGCAUAAUCAGUGUCAAUAAUUAAUCCCUUGGAAUGUCAUUUUAUCCUCUAAUAGCUUUCAGUGUAAAAAAACAGUCUGUGACUUCAUUUUAAAAACUGCAAACACGCAUCUCAACAUCUAAAAUAGUAAACUUUGUGUAUUUUUCACCAUUCUGUAAUCCAACAAAAAACAGAUAAAAAGACAACAACUUAGUAGUAAAACACUCAUCAUCAUCAACUUCCUUCAAGUAUAGCAGCUGUGGCUCAGGAUGUUGGUGGUUUAGUGCUUAUCCGCCUGACUAGUUAAUUCAUUUGCAGGAGAGUGUGUGCUUGAAAACGGGAAAGCACUUAUAAGCUGAAAAAAAAGUUCAAACUAGAGA
Molecule: messenger RNA, 2898 nt
Organism: Menidia menidia (Atlantic silverside)
Lineage: Eukaryota; Metazoa; Chordata; Actinopteri; Atheriniformes; Atherinopsidae
Source: the annotation of a GenBank genome assembly